This is a messenger RNA of Naegleria lovaniensis, 408 nucleotides long. RefSeq lists its product as uncharacterized. The transcript has a single exon. The record is from RefSeq and is a predicted model, not a curated record. Bases 1 to 408 code for a protein of 135 amino acids. Lineage: Eukaryota; Heterolobosea; Eutetramitea; Acrasida; Naegleriidae.
AUGCAACAACAACAACAACAAACAUUCACAGAACAACAUCCCUCGACCACACAACAACAAGAACCACCCAAUCCACCUCCCCGUUACAUCCAUGACUAUUCCACAGAUUUGAAAGCCAUUCAAGAACACGAUAAACAGGAUCAAUUACCCUUUAGCAAAACAGAUCCACAAAUGUUUCCACACAUUCCGUUUGUGAGUUCCUAUGAUUCAGGAUUGGUUCAAAAUGUCAUGUUCACAGGUGGAUGUGGUGAUGUAGGAGAUGCCAUUUCCAAGACACAGCCCGAAUACUCGAGUGAGGAUUUGAGAACCGUCAUUCAUGAAUUGGAUGAAAGGCCAAGAUAUGGAAAAACACAAGAGGAAGUUAAUGAAAGAGAUGAGAAAGGAGAAAAGAAGUCAGUCAAUCCUUAA